GUAGAAAUAGUAAAUGCCGUCUUGGUUUUAACUGCAGAUCGAGCGUUCUUGCACUGUUUAUAUUAUAUCAGAUAAGUACUGCGCAAUAUUAUCUAUUAUUAAACAUGACUUGAUCUUGUAGAACAUUCGAGUUCGUGUGAUGCGGUGGGGUGAUAUUUCAUCAUAUGGUACACCAAUAGCCUACUGGGUCAUAUAGGAGUGCCACCGACAUGUCUGGUUCAGGCACUUGUAAACAAUAUAUUCCAGACAUACGCAAAAUUCGUUUCAUGAAUGUAGAUACUAAGAUUGGCCUAUCAUAAUAUUUUCACUGUCAGUAUUACUUAGUUAUAGGCCUUUUGUUUUAUUUAAAAAAAAAAUAAAAAAAUGUUUAUUGUGAAUAGCUGAAAACACGAUUGUUUAAAAAUGAAUGCUGUGACUGUAGGCCUAAUGUUUGCGGUUUUCAUUUGUUUAAGUAUUUCACAGACAUUUUCGAUUUCACCGUGCAAACAAGGAUUUUAUUACAAUUCACGAGCGAGAAAAUGUGAUGACUGUGCUAAUGUAUGCUAUCAUCCUGCAGACCAAUACCAGCUAGACGAGUGUAACACAUAUUGUCCAGAUUACCUAAGAAAGAGCACAGCGACUGACAGUGCCGAGACGACCUGUCCCCAGGGUUAUUACUUCGAUCCACACGUGGGAAUACGAGGAAAGUGUGAGCCAUGCUCAGUAUUAUGCCACAGACACGUAAUAACCAGAAAUACAAAAGAUUGCAAAACCAAAUGUGCAGGUUUUCUGGAGCAGGGUGUUGGCAAGACUUCAAAGACGAGAACUGACUGCCCCAAGGGUUUCUACUUCGAUCCCCAUGUUGGCGUGAAAGGGAAGUGUGAACCAUGUUCUGUUUUGUGUUAUGCACACAAGGUUACCAGAAAUACAGAAGAUUGCAAAUCCAAGUGCCCAGAUGAAUACGCUUCUAAGGAGGCUGGAGCCAAUCAGACUGGUGAUCCUGUGAAUGCUACAGAACAAGCCGGCGCCUCGGGUAGCAGUGGAGAGGAUUCAAAGAAGGGGAAGGAAUCGAGACAAUUAGGCAAAGCAGGUGUAGCUAGUGGAGACAAAACAGAAGGGAAUAAUAAUGUUUUGAUCAUAGCUAUAGCGUGUGUGGUGGGUGUAAUUGGUGUCAUCUGUAUUGUAGGCAGACUUGUAUUUUUUCGUUUUCAAAUUCAAGACGGUAAAACUCAAGAAGAUAUGGAAUGGAAGGAAGGAGCCUGUCAAAGACGAGGAAAACAAUGCACAAACUGGAAAACUUCUUGGCGGUCCACCUGUGCAAGAGUGCAUGACCAAACGUGAAACAACUGAAACAACUGAACUCGUUCAGUCAGAUGACACCCAAGUGAAAAUGGCCCAUGGCGAAGUGCGCGAAUCCUACAAAUAUUCCUAUCUUCAUCCAUCACAAAGUUAGCACAAGACCAGGCAUCAAAACAAGCAUCUUGCCUGGUAUCCCACAUACAGGUCACCAUACAUUACGAGCCUGGUAGCCCAUACAGGUCACCAUACAUUACGAGCCUGGUAGCCCACAUACAGGUCACCAUACAUUACGAGCCUGGUAUCCCACAUACAGGUCACCAUACAUUACGAGCCUGGUAGCCCACAUACAGGUCACCAUACAUUAUGAGCCUGGUAUCCCACAUACAGAGCCUGGUAUCCCACAUACAGGUCACCAUACAUUACGAGCCUGGUAUCCCAUACAGGUCACCAUACAUUACGAGCCUGGU
This is a messenger RNA of Gigantopelta aegis, 1745 nucleotides long. RefSeq lists its product as uncharacterized. The transcript is spliced from 5 exons. The record is from RefSeq and is a predicted model, not a curated record. NCBI's taxonomy places the organism in Eukaryota, Metazoa, Mollusca, Gastropoda, Neomphalida, Peltospiridae. Bases 403 to 1320 code for a protein of 305 amino acids.